AUGAAACUAGCCACCCACAUGAAAAUCUGCGACACGCUUGACGCCGACUACAUCUGCUACAUCAAGAACAAGAACCUCCAAGCCGGGAAACGUGACUUGUGUGAAGUCGAAGAGGAACCGUAUAACUACGAAACCGUCGAAGGACCAACCGAUUACGAUUACUGCGACGAUGUGCAGAAAGCGAAUGCAUUGUGCAUUUGUAAAUAUCCGUUUGUAUUCGACAAUGAUCACAUUUUUGACCGACCGGUUAAUGCCAGAGUUUGUCACAAAUACGUCAGACCAACUUUCUUGCACUGCUCCAACAGAUGUGGAUGCACUUCAUGCAACCACACGAAAUUAUGUUACGAGUUAGUACGGAAAUUUUUUCUGUACAUCAACUAUAAAAUUUAA
Molecule: messenger RNA, 390 nt
Organism: Helobdella robusta
Lineage: Eukaryota; Metazoa; Annelida; Clitellata; Rhynchobdellida; Glossiphoniidae
Exons: 2
Coding region: 1-390 (129 amino acids)
Source: RefSeq, a predicted model, not a curated record